AACUUGUUACUUUCAAUUCCACACUUGUUUGCAGAAAACGACCAACACGAUGACGAACGAGAAACGACCACCGGGUGGCGUAGUUCACCAUGUGGACGCAGAGGAUGCGUAUCGGCAGCUGACUCCGAAAAAUAACCUACAACUGAUCAGCCCUACGCUGAAGGCAGCGACGGCGUCGGGAAAGGCGAAAGAUGCUGAAGAGGGAACCAUCCCUGGACUGUAUGGGUCGGCCGUGGAGCUGGCGCGGGCCGCCAGCAAACGCAGCAACCGAAUGCAGCUCAUGAUGAGCAUUUUGGCAAAUCUGACGGUGCUAUCCUCCGGUAUGGGAUUGGGAUACUCAGCUAUCACAUUACACUCGCUCACCAGAGAAGAUGAUCCACUGAGGCUGAAUUCGAACCAGGCGUCGUGGUUUGCUUCCAUAAAUUCUAUAGCGUGCCCCUUCGGUGGACUGAUAUCAGGCUAUUUGCUGGAUCGCAUCGGACGAAAGUGGACCCUGGUGCUAAUCAAUGUGCUGUCCAUCGUGUCGUGGGCGUUGAUUGCCGUGUCGAGCAGCACCAACUUCGAGCUGAUGUAUACGCAGAUUCUGAUUGCCCGGGUUGUGAUAGGUCUGGUGAUCGGCUUGGUGAGCGCUCCCGCGUCAAUCUACUCGGCGGAAAUCGCCACACCGAGCAUGCGCGGUCGCCUUACCGUAUUCACUUCGCUGGCGAUCGCCCUCGGCAUCCUGAUGAUCUACACCUUCGGGUACUUUAUUCCGGAGAACUUCCGCAUGGUGGCCGCCAUUGCAGGGGGAUGCUGCGUGUGCUCGCUGCUGAUGCUGAUCCCGCUGGCCGAAUCGCCUGCGUGGCUAAUGUCCAAGGAGCGAGAAUCGGAAGCGGAACGAUCGCUGAAGAAGAUCCGCGGGUUCGGAAGCUGUGAGAAGACGAUCCCGGAAAUUGAACAUGAGCUGUCGCGGCUGAGAGAUAACGUGGAGGCGCAGAAAUUGGCUGGGAAGGAACGCUUCGUGGAUCUGAUCAGACAGCCUCAGGUCUACAAGCCUCUGGGAGUAAUCAUCGGAUUCUUCGGAUUUCAGCAGUUCUCCGGUAUAUUCGUAGUCGUUGUCUACGCAGCGAAGGUUUCGUCGGAGGCUAGCGUUUCGAUCGAUCCCUUCUUGUGCACGGUUCUGAUCGGGGUGACACGAGUUAUCGCUACUGGCAUGGUGGCCUACAUUUUGGACACGCUUGGGCGCAAACCUCCAUCGAUCUUCUCCGGCGUGGGAAUGGCCGCUUGCAUGUUCGGGAUUGCUGCUUGCAUUUUCCAUCCUCCAGCGGAGAACCUACGAUGGCUUCCGACGUUUCUAAUCAUAACCUACAUCUUCACCAGUACCCUGGGAUUCCUCACGAUGCCCUUCAGCAUGCUGGCCGAGCUGUUCCCGCAGAAAGUUCGUGGACCCGCGUCCGGAGUGACCGUCUUCUUCACCUACUUGAUGUCGUUUGCGAUCAUCAAACUGUAUCCAACUAUGGUCGCCGGUAUGGGCAGUGCAAAUGUGUUCAUUUUCUACGGAGCCGUAUCGUUACUUGGUGUCGUGUACGUGUGCUACGUAGUGCCCGAAACCAAGGGCAAAUCUCUACAAGAAAUCGAAGACUACUUCCGAGGGAAACCGCUUACCAGGCGAUCGAGUCAAUCGGCCGACGAAGACUCCGCAGAUCUGUCGUCAUCGUCCUCCGCCGAGGCCUAAGUCGGCGCGUCAUUGCUCAACUAAUCGCACGUACUUAAAAGAUCAUUUCUCUUCAUUGAUGAGUGCGUCAUUCUAUUUAUUUUAAGUGUGGCGAAAAGUUUUAAUUGUUUUGAUGGACGCGAAACGGACAGUGAUGGAAGGUUAUCGAAAUUUAUCAAACGGUGCCGAUUGUCGGCGGAAUGCGCUUUUGAGUUAAUAUUUCGACUCCGUAGAUAAUAAUCCGUGGGAUUCUGUUGAUUAGCGUGUGCGAAUUUAAAUCAAUUGGGGGAAAUUGCUUUCGGCAUGUUGCUGCGCAGAUAUCAAAGCUAUAUAGUUGAUUGAUAAGUCCUGGAAUAAUUCAGUUCCAUCACUCAUAGCAGUUACCGUACUGUGAUAGAUUCAAUACUUUAAAUGAAUGUUUGUUGAUGAAAACAUGUUUUUAUGUAGGCUAGUAGUUUUACCCAGUGAACUAUGUGUUUUGUGAGUUUUAACUAUAAUUUAGCACGGAAAUAAAUUGUUUUGAAUGAA
Molecule: messenger RNA, 2221 nt
Organism: Aedes albopictus (Asian tiger mosquito)
Lineage: Eukaryota; Metazoa; Arthropoda; Insecta; Diptera; Culicidae
Product: facilitated trehalose transporter Tret1-2 homolog
Exons: 4
Coding region: 50-1714 (554 amino acids)
Biological process (GO): carbohydrate transport; transmembrane transport
Cellular component (GO): membrane
Molecular function (GO): sugar transmembrane transporter activity
Source: RefSeq, a predicted model, not a curated record